CACAGGAAUUAUAAGUCAAUAACAAAUGACUCAUUAUGGAAGAUAAAUUUUACUUGACAAAUUAUUAUCUAAAGAAAAGAAUUAUUAUAAUGUUAACAAUGAAGAAAGAGAAAAAGAAAAAACUAUAUAAAGAAUUAUAUAUAUAUGAAUUAUGUACGUGAAGGAAAAAGAACAUAUGUCAAAUGUAAAUAUUUUAUAACGGGUACAAUUUGUUAUGGGAACGGCCCUGAGGUCGGAUGACCGCAUGCGGGUAGAAACCGACGCCUCGAAACCAAUUUACCGCAUCCGGUCUGUGCAGUUUUACUUGAUCAUGAGGUGUGAUCUCACUGGACAGUGGGUUGCAUUUUGACAAAUUAACGUCAAAAUGUGCGAGACCGAGAGAUUAAUCAAUCUCGUGAAAAAUUAUCCAAUCUUGUAUAAUAUGAAGAAUAAAUAUUACAAGGACAUUAAUAAGAAAGCAACAGUAUGGAAAGAAAUAGCGAUUCAAUUGGAUUUGGAAGAUGGUACAGUAGCAAAAAAUAAAUGGAGGCACCUUCGUGAUUGUUAUGGAAAAUAUUUACGAUCACAAUCAGAUGCUACAGGACAAUGUAACAAAAAAUAUAGAAGGUGGACUUGGGCUAAUCAGAUGGAUUUUUUAAAGCCUUAUGUAACCACUAGACAAAUCGAUUUAAAUCAUGUAGGAAGUUAUUCGGAUAGUGAUACAGAUACAAAGAUCAAAAGUGAACCUGCUGGCCAUGAAGAUAUUGUGCAAUAUUUCAAUGAUUCUCAUAAUGAAGAAAUGCCAGUUUCUAGGCAUUGCUCGAUACAACCAACUUUAAAUCUAAAUAUACCUGAAGAGACAAUAGAAUAUUUACAAACGAGAAAAGUACAAAAAUGUAUGGAUGCAAUGGAUUUGUUAUUUUUAAGUUAUGCGCAAACAUUGAAGACUCUUUCUCCUCAGAGACAAAUAGCAAUCAAAUUACAGAUUGCACAAAUUAUAAACAGUGCAGAGAUAGCACAACUUGGAGAACGUGAUAGAUUACGUUUUCCAACAACGCCAUCGUCACCUACAUAGUACUUGCUUUUUUCUUUUUUUUUUUUUUUUUUUUUUUUUUUUUUU
Molecule: messenger RNA, 1099 nt
Organism: Vespa crabro (European hornet)
Lineage: Eukaryota; Metazoa; Arthropoda; Insecta; Hymenoptera; Vespidae
Exons: 3
Coding region: 365-1054 (229 amino acids)
Biological process (GO): regulation of transcription by RNA polymerase II
Cellular component (GO): transcription regulator complex; nucleus
Molecular function (GO): DNA binding
Source: RefSeq, a predicted model, not a curated record